Molecule: messenger RNA, 959 nt
Organism: Xenopus laevis (African clawed frog)
Lineage: Eukaryota; Metazoa; Chordata; Amphibia; Anura; Pipidae
Product: serine/threonine-protein kinase mig-15
Exons: 8
Coding region: 1-738 (245 amino acids)
Source: RefSeq, a predicted model, not a curated record
AUGCUAUUCUGCGCCCCCUGGAGGAAGACUCUUUCUCUUCUCCUUCAGCCACAGGCGGAAUCCAGUACCCUCUCUGAGAUUUAUAAGCCUCCUAAUGGUCGGCUGACCAAGGAUGUGCUUCUUGGAGGGGGCGGCACCGGAGACGUCUACAAGGGUCGUCACCAUCGUAGAGGAGUGGUAGCGGUGAAGAUCGCCAACAUCAGCCGAGAUGAAGAGUCAGUCUGCAGGGAGCUGAAGUUUCUCCAGCAGUUCGGCGGCCACAAGAACAUCGCCUCUUACUAUGGAGCCUACUACAGGACUCCACUCACGGAGUGCUCAUCGGAGCUCUUGGAAAUUGUUCUUGAAUACUGUGGUGGCGGUUCUCUCCACAACCUCAUCAGCAAGACCAAUGGCCAAUCCCUGAAGGAGACCUGGAUUGGCUAUGUCUGCAAGGAGGUUUUAAAGGGGCUGCACCACAUCCACAAGAACCGGGCCGUUCAUAGAGAUAUCAAGAGCCUGAACAUCAUGCUCACAGAGACGGCCAAAGUCAAGAUCAUCGACUUUGGAAACAGCUGGGACCUGGACCCACAGACUGGAUUGUGCCAUGAAGCAGACGGGACUGCACACUGGAUGGCACCCGAGGCCAUAAGGCAGAAGGGCCAGCGCCUGGCAUACGACACCAAAGUAUGUUGUACUUAUAAUACUUGUAACAACACGGAGCAUUUACUUAUCAGUGUUAAUGGGACAUGGAAGCAGUAAUUUUCUCAUGGAGAGAAAGGAGUUUUUCCGAAAUGUUGGGUUUCUUAAAUUUUUGCACAAUGUGUCUGCUUUAAUAUAUUUACUCAUUUGCAUUGUGACGUUGGUGUUAUGUACUGUAACUGCUAUUGUUUGUAAUGGAGAUGUACUGCUGUAAACAUGUUUAUAUGUAAUAAAGCAUUUUUUCACUUUUACAUAUACCAUGAUAUGUUCAUUUACUAGGG